Messenger RNA from Sorex fumeus (smoky shrew), 840 nucleotides. It is a transcript of the gene COPS8, whose product is annotated as COP9 signalosome subunit 8. Lineage: Eukaryota; Metazoa; Chordata; Mammalia; Eulipotyphla; Soricidae. The coding region runs from base 84 to 713 and encodes 209 amino acids. The record is from RefSeq and is a predicted model, not a curated record. Gene Ontology annotation, biological process: protein deneddylation; COP9 signalosome assembly. The transcript has 8 exons. Gene Ontology annotation, cellular component: COP9 signalosome.
GCGCCGGCGCGUGUGGCGUCAUCGCGGCGCGACGCCCCGGCGGGGGACGGUGCGGGGUCCGGCUGGGCGCGGCGGCCGGGAAGAUGCCAGUGGCCGUGAUGGCGGAGGGCGCCGGCGGCUUCCGGAAGCUGCUGGACCAGUGCGAGAGCCAGGAGCUGGAGGCCCCCGGCGGGGUCGCCACGCCCCCCGUGUACAGCCAGCUGCUCGCCCUGUACCUGCUGCACAACGACAUGAAUAAUGCAAGAUACCUCUGGAAGAGAAUCCCGCCUGCUAUCAAGACCGCGAACUCGGAGCUGGGCGGGAUCUGGUCGGUGGGACAGAGGAUCUGGCAGCGGGACUUCCCGGGCAUCUACACGACCAUCGGCGCCCACCAGUGGUCCGAGACGGUGCAGCCCAUCAUGGACGCGCUCAGAGACGCCACGCGGAGACGCGCCUUCGCGCUGGCCUCGCAGGCCUACACCUCCAUCCUCGCCGACGACUUCGCCGCCUUCGUGGGGCUCCCUGUGGAGGAGGCCGUGAAAGGGAUCCUGGAGCAGGGCUGGCAGGCGGACUCCAGCACCAGGAUGGUCAUGCCCAAGAAGCCCGUGGCAGGUGCCCUGGACGCGCCCUUUGGCCGGUUCAUCCCCUUGUCAGAGCCGUCCCCGGUCCCGCCCGUCCCCAGCGAGCAGCAGCUGGCCCGGCUCACCGACUACGUGGCCUUCCUGGAGAACUGACCGCCCGCCCGCCCGAGAGAUGGAGAGUUUUAUUUUCAGAGCACUGGCCCGAGGGAGCCCUCCCGAGCGCGAGCGCGGGGUGAAGUGCGUAUAUGAUAUAAAUAUAUUAUCUAUAUUUUGUCCUCCA